AUGAAGCUUUUCGUCGUCGUCCCGACUCUCGCUCUCCUCAGCACCUUCGUCGUCGCCAACCCCGACCCCAGCUCCACCGACCUUGAGAAGCGUUGUUCCAAGUCCCUCCUCAAAGGCAAGAUUCUCGCUCUAGGCACGUGCGGAAUCCUAUCAGGUGGUUUGGGAGGAUGUGGUAGUUCGUUCGGACCCGGUGGAGCGGUGUUGAAUUCGGGGUUGAACCUCCAUGCGAGGUGCCCCCUGACCUUCCGGUGCAAUGGUUAGUCACGGCCACGUGACUGAAAGAGGGGCAUCUCUCGGGAAUUUUUUGCUAACCGGUGUAAUGUCGUUUUUUUUUUCGUGUUCGAUGAUCAGGCUCGGGCAGAGACGGCUUCCUCUAUGACGUGAAUGGCCACGGAUGCCCGUCCUACCUCCCGCGUGGGUGGCUCUACUAUGGCGUGUAAGUAACCCCAGAAGUAACCCCAGUCGUUCCUAAAUCCCUUUUAGCUCUGAACCUGACAACCUUGUGUUCAAAACACCUGCACAGCUCCACGGGCUGGCAACCCCCUCCCAAGUUCCCUUGCGGGCCUAAGUGGGUCCCCCCACCCCAAUGGCUCCCUUACCGCCAUCUUGCACCGUGGUUCCACUUUUCCGCCAGCGUUUCCGUUGGCGUCGGCGCUGGAGGAGGCGCGGGUGUAGGUGCAGGCGUCGGUGCUGGCGCUGGUGCUGGCGUCGGUGGUGGUGCUGGUGCUGGCGUCGGUGCUGGUGCUGGUGCUGGCGUCGGUGCUGGUGCUGGUGCGGGUGGAGGAGCUGGCGCGGGUGCGGGUGGGGGAGCUGGUGCGGGUGAGGGUGAGGGAGAGGGAUCGGGAGCGGGUGCGGGUGGAGGCUCUGGUGCGGGAGCGGGUGGCGGAGCUGGUGCGGGUGCGGGAGUGGGUGGGGGAGCUGGGGCCGGUGUGGGUGGUGGUGCCGGUGCGGGUGCUGGUGCGGGUGGAGGAGCUGGCGCGGGUGCGGGUGGCGGAGCUGGUGCGGGUGCGGGAGUGGGUGGGGGAGCUGGGGCCGGUGUGGGUGCGGGUGCGGGUGCGGGAGUGGGUGGAGGCUCUGGUGCGGGUGCGGGUGCGGGUGGAGGCUCGGGUGCGGGAGCGGGUAGCGGAGCUGGUGCGGGUGCGGGAGUGGGUGGGGGAGCUGGGGCCGGUGUGGGUGGUGGUGCUGGUGCUGGUGCGGGUGCGGGUGCGGGUGCGGGUGGUCACGGAUGUGGGAAGAAGCAGGCGUACAAGCAUAAGUACAUGAAGAGGCUUGUUCGACGUGAUGAGGAGCAAGACGGUCCCAAGCGUCUCGACGACGUGACGGAGGUUUGA
This is a messenger RNA of Microbotryum saponariae, 1331 nucleotides long. Lineage: Eukaryota; Fungi; Basidiomycota; Microbotryomycetes; Microbotryales; Microbotryaceae. The record is from the annotation of a GenBank genome assembly.